Molecule: messenger RNA, 3176 nt
Organism: Hypomesus transpacificus
Lineage: Eukaryota; Metazoa; Chordata; Actinopteri; Osmeriformes; Osmeridae
Gene: armc8
Product: armadillo repeat containing 8
Exons: 22
Coding region: 290-2332 (680 amino acids)
Biological process (GO): proteasome-mediated ubiquitin-dependent protein catabolic process
Cellular component (GO): GID complex
Molecular function (GO): protein binding
Source: RefSeq, a predicted model, not a curated record
UUUCUGUUUGUAGCUGGCUCAAGGGGGUUAGCUAGCUUGCAACUAUACUGUCUUCACAAUGACAGAUGAGCUACAGUCAAUAAAAUGACCAGACUCAGAGCAGAUACAUUGAUGCUCUCUACUCACACACCCCACAUAAUACUAGUUUAGCAAAGAGUUACUAGCACACCUGAAGUGUUGCUUGAUUUAGCUAGCUAUAUUUACUUUUUAAUCUAUAGGCAGCUGGUCUGGAGGGCGGAGUGUUUGGAAAGUGCUGCUCCGAUUGGGGCGCUCGACAGGGGGAAGAGAGAUGGCGUGCUUGUUGGAGGCCCCUCUCCGCAUCAGCGUGCUAUCUGAGGUCACAGCAACUAGUCGCCACUAUGUUGACCGGCUCUUUGACCCCGAUCCACAGAAAGUGCUGCAGGGAGUCAUUGACAUGAAGAAUGCCGUCAUUGGAAACAACAAGCAGAAGGCCAACCUGAUUGUCCUGGGAGCUGUGCCCAGGUUACUGUACCUGCUCCAGCAGGGCUCGUCCAGCUCCGAGCUGCGGACCGAAUGUGCGGUGGUGCUGGGCAGCCUGGCCAUGGGCACAGAGAACAACAUCAAGUCCCUAGUGGACUGCCACAUCAUCCCCGCCCUGCUGCAAGGUCUUUUGUGUCCAGACCUCGUCUUCAUCGAGGCGUGUCUACGCUGUCUGAGGACGGUGUUCAUUAGUCCCGUCACCCCUGUGCAGCUCCUUUACACAGAUCCGACCGUUAUCCCACACCUCAUGUCUUUGUUGAGUCACUCACAGAAGACCCAGGAGUACAUCACCCAGAUCUUCUCUCACUGCUGCAAGACACCCGAACACCAGACGGUUCUUUUUAACCACGGCGCCAUCCAGAACAUUGCACCUCUGGUUACCUCUCCCUCCUAUAAGGUACGGAUGCAGGCGUUAAAGUGUUUCUCAGUCCUAGCCUACGAGAACACUCAGGUCUCCAUGACACUGGUGAAUGUGCUGGUGGAUGGGGAGCUGCUCUCUCAGGUAUUUGUCCGAAUGAUGCAAAGGGAUCAGCCUAUCGAAAUGCAGCUCACCGCAGCCAAAUGUCUAACCUACAUGUGUCGAGCCGGAGCCAUCAGGACGGACGACAGCUGCAUUGUUCUAAAGACCCUGCCAUGCCUGGUGCGGAUGUGCAGUAAGGAGCGCCUGCUGGAGGAGCGCGUGGAGGGGGCGGAGACCCUCGCCUACCUGAUGGAGCCUGACGUGGAGCUGCAGCGCAUCGCCAGCGUCACCGACCACCUGGUGGCCAUGCUGGCCGACUACUUCAAGUACCCCAGCUCCGUGAGCGCCAUCACGGACAUCAAGAGGUUGGACCACGACCUGAAGCACGCUCAUGAGCUGAGACAAGCGGCCUUCAAGCUGUACGCGUCGCUGGGCUCCAACGACGAGGACAUCCGCAAGAAGAUCACCGAGACAGAGAACAUGAUGGACAGGAUAGUAAGCGGCUUGUCAGAAUCCAGCAUAAAGGUUCGCCUUGCAGCAGUCAGGUGUCUCCACAGCCUGUCACGGUCAGUACAACAACUGAGGACUAGUUUCCAUGACCAUGCCGUGUGGAAGCCCCUUAUGAAGUUGUUGCAGAAUGCCCCAGAUGAGGUGCUGGUCAUGGCCUCGUCCACACUAUGCAACCUGCUGUUGGAGUUCUCCCCCAGCAAAGAGCCUAUCCUGGAGUCUGGGGUGAUAGAGCUGUUGUGCAGUCUGACCCAGAGUGACAGUCCAGCCUUGAGGGUCAAUGGGAUCUGGGCCCUGAUGAACAUGGCGUUCCAGGCCGACCAGAAGGUGAAGGUGGAGAUCGUGAGGGUGCUAGGCACUGAGCAGCUGUUCCGUCUCCUCUCUGACCCCGACGCCAACGUCCUGAUGAAGACCCUGGGUCUGCUCCGCAACCUGCUGUCCACGCGCCCGCACAUAGACCAGAUCAUGAGCUCUCAUGGGAAGCAGAUCAUGCAGGCGGUCACCCUCAUCCUGGAGGGCGAGCACAGCAUAGAGGUCAAAGAGCAGACACUCUGCAUCCUGGCCAACAUCGCCGACGGCAACACGGCCAAGGAACUCAUCAUGACCAAUGACGACAUGCUCCAGAAAAUCAAAUAUUACAUGGGACACUCAAAUGUGAAGCUGCAGCUCGCUGCCACCUUUUGCAUCUCCAACCUGAUCUGGAACGAGGAGGACGGUGAGGGCCACACUCUGCCAGGUUCCCAGGAGCGUCAGGAUAAACUGAGGGACAUGGGCUUUGUGGACAUCCUGCACAAACUCACCCUAGCGCCAGACCCCAACCUCUGUGACAGAGCGAAGACAGCGAUGCAGCAGUAUCUGGCGUGACCACGCGGGAGUCCCCGACACCAAACUGACUAACAACAAGAGGGCGGACAGCUGCCAUCUUUGUUUUCUUUUGUGUUAAAAGUUGAAUCUUCAGUUUUGUUUUGUUGCACAAAGACACCUUUCACGCUGUGUCAGCCCUCUCUUACUCUCUCUUACAUCCCCCCCCCCCCCCCCCCCCCCCGACUGGAUACCCCCCUCCACUGCCCGACCGCCCGCCCAUUUCAAUCCCCAUUUUUGGAGAGGUUGAAUGGGAAUGGGUGCUGCAUAGCAACAAGGGGCGUCAGAGAUUGUGGCUUUUCCCAGUGUGGAGAGGACCUUUUCCUCUUGGACUUCAUUUGAAGAAACAAUGUCACUUGCAGCAGCGCCACCCAGUGGCCUGAAGGCCUUGGUGCUUUGGACUCCCUUCAGAGGAGACUGGAACUGUCUGAGAGCCAGACUUAAGGGUCUAACGUGAAGGCGCGGUUGGGGGAGUACAUCCUCCUUGUUUUAUUUUGCAAAGUAAUUAUUAAUGAAUUGAUAUUUACUAUUAUUGCUAUUUUAAGACGCACUUCCGUCACAAUAGGGAUAUGUUUGGAAAAAAUACAGCUUAUUUUGACAUUUUUUGUGUUUUCUUUUUUUGUGGAUACAUACCUCGUAAAUAUAUAUAAAUAUAACAUAUAAAUAUAUUUUUUUGAUUUUUAUUUUCCCCUUCUCUGAUGUCUUUCAGUGUGUAUUUGGCCCCUUAUUCCUAGAGCAUUAGGAUGUGAAGCCUUUCUUGUAUGAAAUGUGUAUGGUUGAAUCUCAAUAAUUUAUCCUUGAUUGCUGGAGUUUUGUUCUUAAAACACAUUGCAGGAGAGGUUAUAAG